This is a messenger RNA of Neltuma alba, 1065 nucleotides long. RefSeq lists its product as uncharacterized. The coding region runs from base 148 to 630 and encodes 160 amino acids. NCBI's taxonomy places the organism in Eukaryota, Viridiplantae, Streptophyta, Magnoliopsida, Fabales, Fabaceae. The record is from RefSeq and is a predicted model, not a curated record. The transcript is spliced from 4 exons.
CACGCAUAGCUCAGGGAUCAUCGAAUCUCUCAUACCCGGAGACCAUUCUCCGCCGUCGCCGAUCGUCUGCGGUUCAGUACGUCGGGUGCUUUCUGUUCCACUGGGCAUUGGGGAAAAAAAAAAAUUAGUUGGUGGUCAUUGGCUAACAUGAAUAAGUUGUUAGACUUCGGAAGAAAAGCUUUAUUUUAUGUACGGGUGCUUUCUGGAUAUGAGGAGCGAAGAAUACGAUCUUUUAGGCUGCAACUGGAGAACCAACUUAAACAGGCACAAGAGAGGAAGGCAGCUUUGAACAAAGUACCUGAGCAGAUUAUUAUAUCUGAGGUUCGCCGUAUGGUUGAAGAAAUGCAGGCUUUAAACAAGAAGUUGGAAGAGACAGAAGCAGCCGUUGAAGAAUACUUCAAACCUAUUGACGAGGAAGCCGAGAUUAUAAUGAAAAUGCAUCUAGAAGGGAAAGAGAAAACUUCGGAAGAAAUGCUAAAAGCAAUGGAGCAACAGGCUUUACUUGAGCAAGUUGAAGCAGAAAAAAUUUCUGCUGCACGCCAACUAGAAAAGUUCCGUGCCAACCAGAACCAGCCAUCCACAUCUAAACUCCCGGAGGAAGCUUCGCAAAUUUUGAAUGCCAAAAGUUAGGUACAGUUUUUAGGUAUUUUUGCUAUCAGGUUCUUAUUCUAUAACAUGACAAGUAGGAUUUUUUUCCCCUCCAACUUGGCGUCACAUAGUUGGAUCUUUGAAAAAAUUUGCGUCUCGUGUUAUGUUUUUAUUGGAGAGCCUGAUAACAAAUAUUCUAGGAAACUUUGAUGACCACUAAAACCACCGGUGCUGGGUGUAACAUUCAAGACGGAGAGAGAGCUUUUCUGUGGUUUGAGCGUUUGGCCAUAUCUCAAAAGUGGCAAUUGUAAUUUCUCCAUUCUAUGUUCCAGGGCUUCCUAGAAAAUUAGUUGAGAUGUCUCGCUGAGAGCGUUGAGAUGACAAAGUUCUGUUUUGUUGUGCAAAAUGGAUCACUGUUCAGACAUUGAUGAGAAAAUAAUUGAGCUUAGCAUGGGAAAAAGUGUUAUAUUAGAGGAA